AAAUGUGCAACUCCAGGCUGCUACUGAAUGCUUCUCUUCAGACCAGGAGCUGCUCCAGUUUUAGCUAGUCAGAAAAAUGUUCCUUUCAGGCUUCAGGUUUUGAAAUCUUUUUUGAAGCUGGUGCUCUGUCCAUUCCCUUUUCUCUGUUUCAUAUUACACCACCCCUCUAAAGGGGUGGUAUGAUUUUUUUACUGCUGAUUGGUACAGCCAUCUGAGCAGGGUUGUGAAGAGCCUUUCUCAGUGCUCAGCCUCAAGCUUAUGAUAGUAAAUGAGAUACAGACAUACGAAGUACAGUGCUAAUAGCACCCAGAACACAGCAAGCCCACAUCAGGAGCAGGAUAAGUGGAGGCAACCCUUCAAUCAGUGGGUCCAUUCAUCUAGAUGCUUGCCGAGUACAGUAAUCUGCACAGAAGUACUACACAUGCACCCACCCAGGGCAAUGCAGGAGAUACAUAAGAACAGGAAAUAAGAUAUUGCAGGUGCAUGCUACAGAAAAGCACCCUGGAGUUUGUUUCAUAAAAAAGAUAAUGCUGGGUUAACAGUUUCUGAUGCAUAAUUGAUGUGGAUGAAAGACCAGGAUGUCUUAGUCUUUGCAAGAUUAUCAAGACCUAGACAUUGUUGCAUUUUGCACAUUGUAGAUCUCUUGAAAUUUUCAGCAUGUGCUAUGUGAGUGGAAUGAAAGAUGAUCUUUGCCCUGCACAAGAUGUAGAAGAUACCCCUAUUCCUACCACAGUAGGCUCCUGCUUUCGAUAUAUUAAUAUAUCUGCAACGAUGGAAGCGAAAAAACCCAUUACAUCUUUAUGGUUUUCAACCAUAUUCUCCAUCAUUGGCCUCUGUUCCAACCUUUUUGCAUUCUGCGUCUUGGUUAAUGCAUCCAGAAAGACCAAAAGUCGCUCACGCUCUUCUUUUCUAAUUUUCCUCUGUGGAUUAGUGGUUACAGACUUCAUGGGAUUGCUGGUCACCGGGAUUAUUGUUUUCUCCAGUCAUGUUACCCAGUUUGACUGGCAAGUGUUCGAUCAAAACUGUUAUCUCUGCAAUUUCUUUGGAUUGUCAAUGGUCUUUUUUGGACAAUGUCCAUUAAUCCUUGGUGCUGCCAUGGCCUCAGAACGUUUCUUUGGUAUAAACAAGCCAUUUUCACGUUCAGCCACUGUGUCCAAAAAGAGAGCUUGCGGUAUUGUGGUUAUGGUCUGGUGCUUUGCUUUCUUCUUAGGAUUACUUCCUAUAAUGGGUAUUGGGAAAUAUACCCUUCAAUAUCCAAAAUCAUGGUGUUUCCUGACUUUGCUACAGGACUCCAAAAACAAAUCAUUUGGGUUGAUAUUUUCAUUUGUUGGAAUCUUCUCUGUCAGCCUCUCAUUCAUAUUGAAUACUAUCAGCGUUGUGACUCUCUGCAGGGUUUACCAUGAUCGUGAGUCUGUGCAAAUACGUAGAGACAGUGAAGUGGAAAUGAUGGUCCAGUUGGUGGGAAUCAUGAUAAUUGCCAGCCUGUGCUGGCUUCCCUUACUGAUUUUUAUAGCACAGACAGUUCUGCAACACCCAAGUGGUGAACUGGUAGAAGAAGAAAUUCCCAGAAGUACAGAAAAACUACUGUUAAUCUACUUACGAAUAGCUACAUGGAACCAGAUUUUGGAUCCCUGGGUUUAUAUUCUGUUCAGAAGAGCUGUAUUAGAAAGAGUUUAUCCUAGCUUGAAAUCUCGACCAUCAAUUGUGUCCUUAUACCCAACAAUCACUGCCCCUUUACGAAGAAAAUAUAGACAAGAAUCGGUGAUCCAAUAAAAAAGCUGCCACUCCCUCUGUGAAAUGAUGAAAAUGUGAAAAAGUGCAGGUGCUUGCGCCAUACUGCUUACAUUUUUAAAAUGAUUAUUUUAAAUAUAUGCCAAGAAGGGGGCCAUGAAAUAUAUUAUGUGGUUUCUUGCUAUCUAGAAUAUGAUACAUUUUGAAGAAAAAGUAGCCUCAGCUGGAAGCUACUGGGAUAAUUUUCAGAGGUGUGUACUUUCCAUGUUCACUUGACGGCAAGUAAACUUCUUACAAAAAAUGGAAUAUCUGACUGGAUGAUUAAGCCUUUUAGCAGGACAAACUUCAUCUGCACUUUUGUAAUUGUACUGUGUAGUUUAAAGAAUGUAUAUAUUUUUAAAGGCCUAUAAACAUAACGCAAAAGUUGUAGCAGAACAAAACCUGGUAACAAUGAGAAAAGUAAAAUUGUCACAUCACUUCGAAUGAGAGAUAAGACAGGAACUGGGGAUUAAGAAGAGAGGAAAUUCGAAUGGGGAAAUACAUUUAAAUAACUGUCUGGUAGGAAAAUGGACAUUAUUUGGGUGCGUUUGUAAGAAGUCAAGUUAUUGGGGUGAUAUAGUGGAUAGGUUAUUGUAACUUUCUGAUUCUAUAAAUAACAAUUAGAAGCCAAGUCUUAAAUAGGGUUGCCACCUGCCUGGUAUUUUACCACCCUGGCUGGUAAAAAAUUAUGCUUCAUGCUUAAUAUUAUUAAUAGGGAAGCAAAUUGAAAGUAUAGAAAAGCAGGUGUUUUUUUCUGCCAUUUCACAUAGAGGAUACAAAGUGACCAAUUACAGCCUUUAUUUGGCAACCCAAUGAUGCUUUAUGGCACAAAGAUAAAAUAGAUUGGGGGCCCCUGGUCUAGGACAUCUAAAAACGUGUUUUCAUACAGACCUCCUGUUACCAUACAAAAGCCUGUGCUUGUGCUACCUGUGCUUCUUCUAGCUAGCCUAUUCCGGUGUCAGCUAAACAAUGCCAGUGGACAGUGCCCUCCAUGUGCUAUCAAUAACAAUCUGUUUUCUACUCAGAGUCCAACCAACUAGUGAGCCUUAGAUAAUCAUAAACUGUUCCACAAAGUCCUACCAGAAGAACUACAGCUAUUAGCAGAUUUAAAAAUCAUGCUUUGUAGAAAUAAUGGUAAAUUGGAGAAAUAUAACAGAAACUGAUAUAUGUUGUAUGUUUAAGAUGAAUUCCCAUCUCUACGAUUGGAUUAUGCUGAAUUCAUAAAGUUGUGGUUAGGACAAAUUCUGACUUCAUGAACUUAAUGUUCUGUUAAUUCUGUUGCUUUAAAUGUUAUGCUUCAACAUCAAUUUUUUAACUGUUGCACAUAUCAAAUGUUUUGUAUAUAUUUAUGGCAGAUUUUUUGUGCCAUCUUUUUUGUGUUGCAGGCCUAUUAAAACAACACAGGCAAUCAUAUGCUGGCUGGCAAAAGUGUACUUACACAUCUCCAGCUGCAGAAGGUGAAAAACCUCUUAAUCUACUAAAAUGUUGAAAUAACUACUACAGUUUGGGUACUAUAUGCAAAGUAUCAUUGUUGUAUAAAACAAAUUGUAUAUUUCUAGUUUACUUUACUGUACUCUUGCGAAGAACUAAUUCACAUCAAUAAUAAUUCACAUCAAUAAAAGCUGAAAAACAGGAGCUUUCCUUAAAUCAGAA
Xenopus laevis (African clawed frog) is the source of this 3423-nucleotide messenger RNA. It is a transcript of the gene tbxa2r.S, whose product is annotated as thromboxane A2 receptor S homeolog. The transcript is spliced from 4 exons. Gene Ontology annotation, biological process: signal transduction; inflammatory response; positive regulation of vasoconstriction. Gene Ontology annotation, cellular component: membrane; plasma membrane. Lineage: Eukaryota; Metazoa; Chordata; Amphibia; Anura; Pipidae. Gene Ontology annotation, molecular function: thromboxane receptor activity; G protein-coupled receptor activity. The record is from RefSeq and is a predicted model, not a curated record. Bases 658 to 1773 code for a protein of 371 amino acids.